Spodoptera frugiperda (fall armyworm) is the source of this 1259-nucleotide messenger RNA. Its product is annotated as arginine-hydroxylase NDUFAF5, mitochondrial. The transcript has 6 exons. Gene Ontology annotation, cellular component: mitochondrion. NCBI's taxonomy places the organism in Eukaryota, Metazoa, Arthropoda, Insecta, Lepidoptera, Noctuidae. Gene Ontology annotation, biological process: mitochondrial respiratory chain complex I assembly. The record is from RefSeq and is a predicted model, not a curated record. The coding region runs from base 142 to 1239 and encodes 365 amino acids.
AAAUUCUAAUGUCAUGUGUCAAGCAAAGGAAGAUACGAAAACAUAACCUCAAAUAGUCAAAAUCUUAUUAGAAUUCACGAAGUAAAGAAAAUAAUGCUAAGAAAAUAAAAAAGCAACUAAUAGCAUAUCAAUUUACUAAAAAUGUCACAAACGCACCUCCUUAAAUGCCUAUCCAGGCUCUGUAUAACGAGAAAUGAGUCCAAAAAUUUACGUAAUAAUGCGCAGGUUUUGAUUAGGAACAGUUCUACAAAAACUGCUAAACAGAAGACUGCAUCUUCUGUGUAUCGUGCUAUGAAUAUAUUUGACAGGAAAGCGAAGGCUUUGCAAAGGGAAAGAUCAGCCAGAAGAGAGGAUUAUCACUUAGCGGAAUAUAUUAAAGAAGAGAUAGGUUGGAGGACUGCCGAUCGUAUUUUGGAUAUUAAACGAGUUUUUAAGAAUGCCGUGGAACUUGGAGCGAGUCGUGGCUACGUAUCCCGUCAUCUACUACCGGACAGCGUUGAGAAGGUGACGCUGUGUGACACUUCGCAGACACAUCUGGACAAAGCUAUUGUUGGUGACGGAGUUCAGUUCGAAAAGAAAGUUAUGGAUGAAGAGAAUAUUGAUUUUCCAGAUAACAGUGUAGACCUGAUCGUGUCAUCUCUAGUUCUGCAUUGGGUGAACGACCUGCCCGGCUGCUUCGAUAGAGUCAUGAAGUGUUUAAAACCUGAUGGGGUGUUCAUGGCGUGUGUCUUCGGCGGGGACACGCUGAUAGAGCUGCGGCAGGCGCUGCAGCUCGCGGAGGGCGAGCGGCUGGGCGGCAUGUCGCCACAUGUCUCGCCCUUCACCAGGGUUAGGGAUAUCGGCGGACUGUUGUCUGCGAGUGGAUUUACAUUGCAAACUGUGGAUGUGGACUCCAUUGUAGUGUGGUAUCCUAGCAUGUGGGAGGUCAUGAGGGACGUGAGGGCCAUCGGAGAGGCAAACGCAGCGCACAACCGACCUCUGAGGAUCUCUAAAGAGGUGCAAUUCGCCGCGGCCAGUAUAUAUGAUGAAAUGUAUGGGAAGGAGAUGCCAGACAAGAAAGUGCGUGGCGUGCCAGCUACGUACCAGAUAAUCAACUUCCUAGGCUGGAAGCCAGACCCUAGUCAGCCCAUACCUAAGGAACGAGGCACUGGCCAGGUCUCUCUGAAGGACCUACAUAAAAUAGACGAAAUUAUUGACAAACCGAAGGUUGUGAAACUUACCGAAGAGGAUAUGAAAUAGUAUAGCGUAUUUAUUUAUUA